Megalobrama amblycephala (Wuchang bream) is the source of this 7641-nucleotide messenger RNA. RefSeq names its product discs, large homolog 5b (Drosophila), tandem duplicate 1 (gene dlg5b.1). Gene Ontology annotation, molecular function: protein binding. Gene Ontology annotation, biological process: regulation of apoptotic process. The record is from RefSeq and is a predicted model, not a curated record. NCBI's taxonomy places the organism in Eukaryota, Metazoa, Chordata, Actinopteri, Cypriniformes, Xenocyprididae.
UUCUCCUCCCGCUCCCAGGCUUUGAUUGGCAGAUGAUAGCAGCUGCGGAGUUGUGGAGUCAUGGCGGAGCUCCGCCGCGCCUCAGAUCACUGGAGUUAAUUUGUGAUAAACUGUCAAACUUUACAACUAAUCUAACAUGAUCGAACGCGGGGUAAAGUUACGAGCGCCGUCGGACCAGCGUCAAACGAUCUGAAGGAGAAAACUGGCAAAGAUGUGAGACUCUCCGAAGAAGAAGAAGAAGAAGAAGAAAAAACCGUUGGAGUCUCUCCUAAAGUCGCAAAUAUGGCUUCUUGUUUCUUUCCAUUUCACACAGAAAACUCUUCAACAGGAGCGUCGCUGUUUUCAGCGCUUCGCGUCGCUCGGGUGUGAUGGAUCCCAAGCACAAAGAGUUGUUAGAGCAGUGCCAGCAGAAGUUGUCGGAGUCCGUCACAGAUGUGGAUCGGGUUCUGGAGCUGCUGGCCCAGUCAGGCAGUCUGAGCCCGGCCGAGCGCGCGGAGCUCGACAAGAACUGCUCCAGCGGCGCCGAGAAGGUCCAUCUGCUCCUCAAGACGCUGGCGGAGAAGAAGGAGAGGGAUCAUUUCCAGGAGUUCUGCUGGGCUCUGGAGAAAACCCAACCGGUGCUGCUCGGCGCUCUGCUGCCCGCGAACAACCACCACAGCACGGGCUCCACGUGCAGCGUUCUGUCUGCGAUGCCGUCGGACUCGGAGAGCAGCAGUUCUCUCAGCAGCGUCGCAUCCUCUCCCCCUCCUGCACACCUGGACAAGCAUGUGAUGAGUGAGAAACUGGAGACUGUGAUCUUCCAACUCAGACAGGUGACCCGUGAACGAGACGACCUGCGCAAAAGACUGGCCCUCUCCUCGCCCGGCACCACCUUCGACGACUGCAGGCCGAGCGUGAAGCCGGGUCACGAUUACGAGCGUCUGAAGCUCCAGUGCAUGAAGGCCAUGUCAGACCUGCAGUCUCUGCAGAACCAGCACACCAAAACCCUGAAGAGAUGCGAAGAGGCCGUGAGAGACGCCGAUUACUACCACACUCUUCACGGGCGUGUGGUUGGUGAACAGACUCAGCUGCGGGACGAGAUGGAGGCCGUGAAGCAGAACUACUCUCAGCUCCUGCAGCAGCACUCGCAGCUCCAGCAGACAUGUGACGAGCUGCGCCACAUACACGACAGCGACCAGAGAGAGGUGGCCGACAUGCGCCUGCAGCAGCAACAGGUCAUGAGGGAGAACGGCUCUUCAGACCUGCUGAAUAAACUUUACGACACCGCCUUAAACAAGCUGGAGGGGAUGAAGAAAGAGUACGAUGCCCUGAGGAAACGAUACAACGAGAAAACGGCGAGUCACAACGCCGACCUGAGCCGCCUGGAGCAGAUGGAGGAGGAGAACAGACGUCUGCAGAAACAGCAGGAGGUUCUGCUGAAGCAAAGAGACUCAGCGCUGCACUUCCAGCAGCAGUACAGCGGCUCCGUCAGGAGGUUUGACAGCCUCCAGCAGGAGCUGAAUAAGAUGUCCGCUCAGAACGAGGAGCUGCAGAGAGAAACCGAGCGCCUCCAGAUGGAGAACACGCGCUAUAAGACCCUGCAGCUGAAGGCGGUGAAGGACGGCGAGAAGCUGAAGGAGGAGAGAGACUCUGUGCUAAACGAGUACAGACUGAUCAUGAGCGAGAGAGAUCAGGUCAUCAAGGAGGUGGACAAGCUGCAGACCGGGCUGGAGGCGGCCGAGGCCAAACUCAAGAACACGUCCAGCGAGAGGAGGGUCGCCGGCGAGGAGAUCGAGGCUCUGAGACAGGAACUGAACUCCGCUCUGCUGGACCGGGACCGGGCGAUCCGGGAAAAGACGGAGCUGCUGGAGAAGUACUGUCACGAGGUGCAGGACAAGGCGGAGACGCAGAAGGAGCUGAGCCAGGCCUGUAAGGACAUCGAGAUGGUGCGAGAGGAGCGCGACGUGGCCCGUAAAGAGCGAACGGAGGCCAUCAUCCAGAGAGACCAGCUCCUGAGAGAGUACUACCAGGCCAGACAGAAGCAGGACAGCGCGACGCUGGACAUGGAGCGCGUCAGUAAGGAGCUGGAGGUUCUGAGGAAACAGUGUGAGGCCAUUUCGGAGGAGCUCCAGGAGGCUGUGCAGGAGGCAGAGGUGGCCAAGUGUCGCAGAGAUUGGGCCUUCCAGGAGAGAGACAAGAUCGUAGCAGAGCGAGAGAGCAUACGGACGUUGUGCGAUAACCUGCGACGCGAGAGGGACCGAGCUGUUAGCGAUCUCGCCGACGCUCUGAGAAACCUCGACGACCUGCGGAAACAGAAGAACGACGCGGUGCGAGAACUGAAGGAGCUCAAGGAGUGUAUGGAGGAGCAGCUGGAGAAGGAGGCACGUUUUCGCCAGCUGAUGGCCCACAAUUCUCACGACUCGGCUAUCGAUACGGACUCGCUGGAGUGGGAAACGGAGACGGUGGAGUUUGAGAGGAGUGCGGACGACAUGGAUUUGAGUGCUUUUGGUUUCGAUAUCGCCGAGGGGGUGAGCGACCCGUAUCUACCCGGGGAUUAUGGGAUAUUCGUGAGCAAGGUGGACAAAGGAAGUAUUGCGGAGGGCAGGUUAAGAGUGAACGAUUGGUUGUUGAAGAUAAACGAUGUGGAUCUGGCCAAUAAGGACCGGAAGCAGGUCAUAAAGGCAGUGUUCAGUGGAGGCGGAGUCAUCAACAUGGUGGUCCGCAGGAGGAAGUCUCUUGGAGGAAGGAUGGUCACCUCUGUUCAUCUUACACUGGCAGGGCUCAAAGAUUGUGGUGUCGGGUUGGAGAGUGGCGUGUUCGUGUCGUCGGUUUCUCCAGGCAGUCCUGCGGCGAGGGACGGUUCGGUGUGUCCCGGCGAUCGGGUUCUCAAUAUAAACGGAAUUUCGCUGGAUAAUAAAUCCGUGAGUGAAUGUGAGACUCUCCUGCGGAGCUGCAGAGACUCCGUUUCUCUUUCCCUCCUGAAGUUCUUUCCACAGAGUCUGUCGGGUCAGAGUAUCGCAGAGAGCCAGCGUGACUGUGAAAGGAACUCCAACGGGAAGUCGGCCGAUCACCUGCGGCCCUGCAGGAAGCAGCCCAGCAGCCACAAAGACACGUACAGCCCCACACGUGAUGUGGAGAGCGACCGCGGUCAGUAUCGCUCGGAGCCGUAUCAUGAGAUCUGCCUGCAUCCCAACUCUAAACGACCCCUCACCUUUCACCCCGUUUCCCCCGGCGACUGCAUCGCCGUAGAGAUGGGUCAGGAGAGGCGUAAACAAAGCGGCGGCACGUGGCCGAAAAUGGUAGCGGUUGCAAUGACGGCUGCUGACAAUCCCCCGCUGUCUAUUUUUAAGACCCCAAAGAAGCGGAAGUCGAUAUUCGACGCAGACAUGUUCAAACGGCCGGAGACGCCGUCCAAGCUGGACUACCUCAGUUUGUCCCAGAUGCCCAAACAUUCCCCGCAGAGCUCCUGGACGGAGGGGCAGACGCCACCCGACCCGCCCAAACGCAGCGACUCCUUCAAGUUUAAACACAAACCACAGGGAAGCUCCGCCUCCGAUUCCACCAUUACCACCGGUUCGCCCCCGGCCACGCCCAUUCAGACCGCGCCCGCAGACAAAGCUGGGUCUGAUUUUGAAAAUCGAGACCGCAACGGGAAUGUUCUUCAGAGACAGGGGUCCGGCGGCGGAGGGCCGUUUACGGAGGAAGUGCGACAGGGCGCAGAUGACCUGGAGAUGAGGAGAGGAAGGCCGAGCUCCGCACCCGCUCAACGCCGCAGCCUCACGCCCCUGAAGAUGCCGUUUCCACAGAGCUUCUCUCACGACGAACACUCGCCUGAGCCUGUGGAUCUGGUUCGGUUCUCUCCUUUCCGCUCAAAUCGUCACAGUUCAGGCUUCUCACCUGUACAAGCGCACACCGCUCCCAGAACGCUGUCUCCCUACCCUGCUGUCACCGCGGUCAUGAGGAACCCAGUGUACACGGCCUGGAGUCACUGUGUCAAAACCACUAACUCUCCGUCAGUUCCUGCACACACAUACACUCAAGUCAGUCCGCAGCACCAGGGGCGAUGGAGUGUGGAUCUCAACCACAAGUGCUCCGGUGAACUGUUCGACGGCUCUCGCGGAUCAGGACCGCACAACACCAACUCCCUGCCCUCCAGCGCCAGACUGGGUUUGUCUCAGUACCGCGAGCAGCGCAUCAAGAUUCCCUCCACCCCUCGCUAUGCUCGAUCUGUUCACGGCUCUGACAGAGGAUCGCUGUCUCAUUCUGACUGCAGCAGCCCAAGUCUCGUAACUCCGCCCCUCUCUCAUCUGGACGCCGCCUCCUUCACCAGCAGCCAAUCGCAGGGCUCCAUCUCCGCCCAAACCAGGCUGUCAGUCAGCCCUGUGCCAAUAGACAGGAGAAGGGACAGAUGUGCGUUGCGUAACAGGUCUAACCUGAAGCUUUCUCGAGCUCAGAGAUCGUGGUUUGCAUCUUUACGGACCCUGAGGCCAUACAUAGAAGAGCCACGAUGUGUCACUAUCCCCAAAGGGGCGGAGCCUCUGGGCAUCUCCAUCGUGGGUGGGGAGAAUGGCGGCAUUUUUGUUUCCAAGGUAACGGGGGGCAGCAUUGCUCAGCAGCACCACCUGGAGUUUGGAGAUCAGCUGCUGGAGUUUAACGGCAUUAAUCUCAGGAACGCCACGGAGCAGCAGGCGAGACUCAUCAUUGGGCAGCAGUGUGACACCAUCACCAUACUGGCACAGUACAACCCACACAUGUACCAGCUGGGCAACCACUCGCGCUCGAGCUCCCGCAUGGAGUCGUCCAUCAGCUCUCACUCCACGCCCGGAACACCUGACACGCUCAGCGAACAGGACGAGGGCACCAUGACCCCGCCCUCCAAACAGACCACGCCCACAUCCAGCCCUCGCAGCGCCGGCAGGGAGGGCAGGAAACAGGCGGAGCCGAGGCAGGUGGUGCUGAGGAAGACUCAGGUGGAUCUGGGGCUGAAGAUCUGCGGAGGAAACCUGACUGGGGUUUUCGUGGAGGACCUAGAAGAGGACAGUCCUGCUCGAGGAGCCGACGGCCUGCAGCCUGGAGACCUGAUGCUGGAGUGUAACUCAGUAAGUCUGAAGAACAAGACGGCUGAGGAGGUGUACCUCGAGAUCCUGAAACCCGCAGAGAACGUCGUGCUCAGGGUCCAGAACCGACCCGAACACUUCCGGAGGGUCAAAGACGCACCUGGAGACGGGUUUUACAUCAGGGCUUUAUUUGACCAUGUUGGUGAUUUAGAGCAGGAGUUGAGUUUCAAGAAGGAUGAUAUUCUCUAUGUGGACGACACGCUGCCCAGGGGGAAUUUCGGCUACUGGUUGGCAUGGCAACUGGACGAGAACGCACAGAAGCUGAUGCGCGGACAUGUGCCCAGCAAGUGCAUGAUGGAUCAAGAUUCCCAGCGGCGGUACAGCAUCACAGACGGUAAGGACGAGAGCGGAUCUGGUAAAACGCUCUCAGCCGCGGCGCGCCGCUCGUUCUUUCGCCGUAAGCUCAAACACAAGCGCAGCAGCUCCAGAGACGGGCGCGACGCUCCCGCGGCAGACGCCGUCAGCACCGACUCCAUGCUGUACAUGGAGGACUGCGUGAGUCCGGCGUAUCAGCGCGUGCAGAAAGUGGAAUCGGCCAAUCGCAGGCCGGUGCUGAUACUGGGGCCUCUUGUUGAGCCAAUCAAAGACAUGCUGCUCAGAGAGGCUCCUGGGAAAUACUGCCGCUGUUUACCUGAGGGGAUGAAGGCUACCCAGCAGGCCAUUGAGAGAGGUGUCAAAGACUGUCUCUUCAUCGAUUAUAAGCGCAGGAGCGGACACUUUGAUGUGACCACGGUGGCGUCCAUUAAGGAAAUUACAGAGAAGGACUGUCAUUGUCUGCUGGACAUCGCACCUCACGCCAUCGAGCGCCUGCACGUCGUAAACAUUUACCCCAUCGUCAUAUUCAUACGAUACAGAAACGCCAAGCAGAUCAAGGAGCAGAAAGAUCCCGUGUAUCUGCGAGACAAAGUGUCACAAAAACAUUCCAAAGAGCAGUUUGAGUCUGCGCAGAGGAUCGAACAAGACUACAGCAAAUACUUCACAGGUGUCGUCCAGGCCGGCAGUCUGUCCAACACGUGCUCUCAGAUCAUGGCCGUGGUGGAGCAGGAGCAGAACAAAGUCCUGUGGAUUCCCGACGGAAGCACGUGAAGAGAGUCCCCGCGACAGAUAAACACACUUCCUUCACAAUAAUAAUAAUAAUGAUAAUAAUAAUAACAACAACACUCCACUGCUGUAAAACUCCCCCGGGGCUGGGCGCUGUCGUGCGUUCAUUAAAUAUGAAGCGUUUAAUGAGCGAGCAGCUCAUUUCAGCUAGAUUCACAACUCUGAUUCAAAGAUUCAUCACUCAUAAAUGUCCUGUUUUAUGUAAAUAUUGCUGUUUAUAUCGCCCAGCCCUGAACAGACACUCCUCAGGCCAUGAUCGCAUCUGUGAUCGAGCAGCAAUAUCCUCCGUUCACUGUGUUUUCUCUGUGGUAACACUAAUUUAUGAGGGCUUUCAUGUAGUUCUUCAUGUUUACAGAGCUGAACCAGCUUACUUGAAUGUUUAACUUCACGUAUCUGUCCCUGCGUGGGUCCGAUCCCAUCCCGCUAGCUCCACACAGACGCUCAAAAUACUGACUGUUAGGCUUGUUUUCCGAUCGCCGCGUUAAAGGAUUCGUUCACCCGAAAAUGAACCUUCUGUCAUCAUUUACUCUCUCGUUCAGUGGAACACAGAAGCGGAUGUUUGAGCUGCUCUUUUCCGCACAGUGAACGCAGACGGGCCUCAAAAAACGGCACGAAAGAGCCAUAAAAUAAUGUUUUAAGAGAGCCGAGGGGGAAAUGUUCAUUUUGAGACAUUUUCCAUAGAAUAAAGUGUCAUUUUGAGACGUCGUUUCUGUUGGAAUAAAGUGUUUUUUGUGGUUGUGACGUUCUCUCACUGCGUGGAAAAGAGCAGCCUGAACUUUCUGCAACUUCGGGUUUGAAACGACAGGCAAAUCUUUUUCGUUUUUGGGUGAACUACUCCUUUACGCUUUAAUGUAGCAGUUUCUUUAUUUCAUUUUCUUUUAAGUGUACUUUUUUAUUAUUUAAAUGAACGAUGCAAUAAUCUGCUGCAUGAUCAUUCUACUAUAUGCUCUGAUUAUUUUUACAGUUUUUAACAUUUUAAUUUAAAUGUCUUUUGUGGUCGAGUAUCUUCCUGUUCAGAAACAGACGUGCCAAACGGUUCCUUCUGCUUUGCCUGUAUUUUGCACUUGAGUUCGACGGAAAGGUGGACAGACCUACUUUACUUUAUUAAUCCCGACGGGAGAUUCAGUAAUCCUCGUUCAGGAAUAGUUAGUUAAUCCUCUCUGUAGUGGUACUACACUAGUCCUCCUGUUUACCUUACAGACGGGUGUUCACCAGCCACAGUGACAUCACUUCCUUUUCUGACCAAUGAAACGAGUCGCCUGGCGUAGCUGCUUCAACAUCACUCUCCAACUCUGGCGUUGGUGUUUGUAGCUGGAAAAAACACAUAAUUCCAUUUAAAAAUGUUUUAUAAUUGUAUAACACAUUGGUACUGCCACAUUAAAGAAUCCUAUGACAAAAAUAUGAUUUUGUAAUUGUUAUAUUAAUAAAGUCUAAAUUAAACACG